Molecule: messenger RNA, 7822 nt
Organism: Cottoperca gobio
Lineage: Eukaryota; Metazoa; Chordata; Actinopteri; Perciformes; Bovichtidae
Gene: adgra1b
Product: adhesion G protein-coupled receptor A1b
Exons: 19
Coding region: 513-4673 (1386 amino acids)
Biological process (GO): cell surface receptor signaling pathway; G protein-coupled receptor signaling pathway
Cellular component (GO): plasma membrane; postsynaptic density; glutamatergic synapse
Molecular function (GO): G protein-coupled receptor activity; protein binding
Source: RefSeq, a predicted model, not a curated record
AGGAGGCAGAGUUGGUGGCGGGGAGGGACUCUGCGCAACAAGUCCUAGGGCGCAAGAAUAGGAUGAUAGGAGUGAAUGGCAACACGGCAUGCAGUAGCUCAAACAGGUACGAUUCUCUACCUCAACUACAUAUUCCAUCAUUCAUGAUGCCGCUUGGAAAGGAUGUGUCGUAGUAAAGUUUAUCCGGACUUGACAAGCGCGCCGUUGGAAGUUUUCCAGCAUGUCACAGCACAGAACACAGUUUGGAGGACGUGUUAUAACACAGAAUGGGAAAGAUAAAGCGUUUCACACCCCUGGUGAUUUUCUUCACUCUCGGGUUUAAUCGCAAAAGUAUCGCUGAAAGUUUGUUUGGGGGACGCAGCAGGUGACCAGCGGGGCUUUCAGAUCUGGACAACAGCCUCGAUCACAGGCUGUGCUUUAAUGUGACGGAAGGCAACGUGAAAUGGUCCCGACUUGUCACAGAAGCUGGGAGGAUAUAACUUGAAAGGAGCGUGUAAGAAUCUCAGUCCAUCAUGAGAGCGCUGACUUUACUGUGCGUAAUAGUCGGGCUGUGGGAGUCCAGCCUGAGCAACAGAAACUGCCCGGAUCUGAUCGUUGACAGCUGUCACUGCUCUGCGGAGAGGUCGAAGGAGCUGAGCAGGCAGCACGUCCGAGUCAAAGUUGUGUGUGAUGAUGUGGAGCUGAUGGACACACUGCAGCCCAGCUUCUUACCCAACAGAACCGUGUCCCUAAACCUGAGUAACAACAAGAUCUCCCUGCUGAGGAAUGGCUCCUUCUAUGGCUUGGCUGUGCUGGAAAAACUGGACCUGAAGAAUAAUUUGAUAAGUACAUUGGAGCCCGGGGCCUUCCGUGGUCUGCUUGCUCUGAGAAGACUGGACCUGUCUAACAACAGGAUUGGCUGUCUCUCGGCUGAAAUGUUUCUCGAUCUGGGCAACCUCUCAAAAUUGAAUUUAUCUGGGAACAUCUUCUCCACUCUGACUGUGGGACUCUUUACACACCUCGUGGCUCUCAGAGUGCUGCACUUCAGCACUGAGACUUUGUUCUGUGACUGUCAGCUGAAGUGGCUUCUUCUCUGGGCUCGAAGCAACUCGGUGAGGAUCGGCAACGACACGGUGUGUGUGUUCCCCACCCACCUCCACGGACUAGAGUUUCGCAACCUACGUGAACAGCAGCUCAGCUGUGAUGGACCUCUGGAGAUGCCCCUCUUCCAGCUCAUUCCUUCCCAGAGACAACUGGUUUUCCACGGAGACCGUUUACCCCUGCAGUGCACCGCAUCCUACCUGGACUCUUCGGUGGAGCUGCGGUGGCAUCACAACCGGCGCAUCGUGACUACGCAGGAGGACCGGGGCGUCUACGUGGAGGAAACCCUGCUUCACGACUGCUGCUUGCUCACCAGUGAGGUCAUCCUCUCCAACAUCGACGUGGGCAUCGCUGGUAUCUGGGAGUGCCUGGUGACCAGUUCCCGUGGCAACACUUCUCAGCAAAUGGAGAUAGUUGUUCUGGAGACGUCUGCACCGUACUGCCCCACUGACAGAGUCACCAACAACAAGGGAGACUUCAGGUGGCCAAAGACUUUAGCGGGCAUCCUUGCCUUCUUGCCCUGCGCUCCUGCCACCUUCGGCUCUGCCCACCACCCCUCUGGCAGCAGUCAUCACCCCUCCAGCCAGAGGGAGAAGAAGGCGUGGCGGAGCUGUGACCGGGCUGGACAUUGGGCUGAAGAGGACUACACUCAGUGCCCGUAUGCCAGUGAAGUGACCCGCGUGCUGCAUGAACUCACACAGAUAACUAUAAAUACUACCAACGCUCAGCCUUUAGGCCAGCAGUUAGUGGCCUUCACCAGCAAGGCGGCUCUCUUCACUGACGUCAUGGAUGUCAUCUUUGUCACACACCUGGUGGAGAGACUGACGAGGCUGGUGGAGAAACGUAAAGAUCUGGGCGACUACAUAUCAGACAUAGCCAGUAAUAUGAUGCUUGUGGAGGAGCAUAUCCUGUGGAUGGCGCAGAAUGAGGCCAGAGCGUGCACCCGCAUCGUCCAGUGUGUGGAGCGCAUCGCUGACCUGGCGCUGACCGGAGACAAUCAGGUCAUUUCUAAGGUAUCUGCUAACAUAGCUCUGGAGGCCUUUCUGAUCCGGCCGUCUAACUUCCUCGGUCUGUCCUGUACGGCACUUCAGCGCCCCCCCUCAUCUGCCACAUCGCCCCUCCCUGACAGCCACUCCCACACUGACAAGGACAAGAGCAGAGAGCGUGAUGCCGCGGGGGAAUCGUUGCUCAACUUCAAAUGCCACACUGUCAACAACAGCGGCUCACCGGCCCGUCAGCUCAGCAAGAACUCAGUGGCAGUCGCCUCAAUCCAUUUACCGCUGGCUGGUACGCCUAUCUCCUCCUCUGCGUUGCAAUCUGUUGAUAACUCCACUUGCAAGCUGCAGUUUAUUGUGUUUCGCAAUGGGAAACUCUUUCCUUGCACGGGGAAUUCGUCCAAUCUCGCAGACGAUGGGAAGCGUAGGAGCGUUUCGACACCAGUUGCUUUCACCAAAUUAGAUGGGUGCAGCCUCGGGAGCGCCGUGCACUCCGUUACUAUUGCUCUCAGGCACUUCGCACUGGGUGUAGACCCCACCGCAGCCUAUUGGGAUUUUGACCUACUGGAUGGACACGGUGGCUGGAGGGCAGAGGGCUGCCACAUAACAGGCUCCGGGGGCAACACGACCACUAUUCAUUGCACCCAUCAUAAUAACUUUGCUGUGCUAAUGGAUCUGAAGAAGGUGCUGUCUUUCCCCCCGUACCCUGGGGAGUUUCUGCACCCGGUCGUGUAUGCCUGCACGGCGGUCAUGUUGCUCUGCCUCUUCGCCUCCAUCAUCACGUACAUAGUGCACCACAGCGCAAUCCGCAUCAGUCGGAAGGGAUGGCAUAUGCUUCUCAACUUCUGUUUCCACACGGCUCUGACCUUUGCUGUGUUUGCCGGCGGCAUCAAUCGAAUCAAAUACCCCAUCAUCUGUCAAGCAGUCGGGGUCGUGCUGCACUACUCGUCUCUGUCGACCAUGCUGUGGCUCGGGGUGACGGCCAGGAACAUUUACAAACAGGUGACCAAGAAGCCUCCGCAGAGCCAAGAUGGUGACCCGCCUCCGCCCCCUAAACAGCCCUUGUUGAGAUUUUAUUUAGUCAGUGGUGGAGUGCCCCUCAUCAUCUGCGGGGUCACGGCAGCUGUCAAUAUAGACAACUAUGGCAGCGGGGAGCAAGCGCCGUACUGCUGGAUGGCAUGGGAGCCCAGCCUGGGAGCCUUCUUUGGCCCUCUGGCCUUCAUCGUCCUGGUGACAUGCAUCUACUUCCUCUGUACAUUCAUCCAGCUGCGGCGACACCCCGAAAAGAAGUACGAGCUCAAGCAGCUGACGGAGGAGCAGCAGAGGCUGGCCGCUGUCGAUGUGCAGACCCACUGCCACCAGGGAGCCGAGCCGGGAGCCUUGGCAGCCCCGCCCGGUGGGGGCCACUGCCCCGCUGGCUGCCCAGGCGUUCCCAUCAACCCCGCACUGCUGGCCAACGAGCACUCCUUCAAGGCUCAGUUACGAACGGCGGCCUUCACCCUUUUCCUGUUCCUGGCCACCUGGACUUUCGGGGCGCUGGCCGUGUCACAGGGCCACUUCCUGGACAUGAUCUUCAGCUGCCUUUACGGUGCCUUCUCCGUCACCCUUGGCCUCUUCAUUCUCAUCCAUCACUGUGCCAAGCGUGAUGAUGUCUGGCAUUGUUGGUGUUCCUGUUGUCCCGGACGACAUGCCAAUGCCUGCUCUGGAGCCCAUGGGCCCGCUCAAGCGCGGCCCAAGGUCAACGUGAAUGGAGACACCCCCGGGCAUGGCCAUGGUCACAGCCACUGCCACCAUGAUUCACCAUGUCAUGGUAAAACACUGAUGAGCUGCGGUCAUGGCAGUUUAGGUCACUGUAAACACGGCGCCCUUCCGUCGUCGCAAAACCACGUGGCGUGUCUAGCACCGGUGACGCCGUGCUGCGGCGCCCUGCAUAGCCAGCAGCUGAUGGAAGAGGAACCUGCAGCAACACAUGUGCUACUACAUGCUGACCCAGAGGGUUACCGGCCGGGGAUCCAAUUGCACCCCUGCCUAAAGAGCAGCACCAGGACUAAAAGCCGCCACUUCAGCCGCCGGGCCGGGGCCGGUGCUUGCGCAGCCGGCAGUGAAAGGGAAUACGCCUAUCACAUCCCCUCCAGCGUGGAUGGAGGCAGCGUGCACAGCUCACACACUGACAGCCCCCACAGCACACAUGAGCGUCACGCCCACAUUUGUCCACAUCUGGCCCACGAAGGCCACCAUGAUGGGCAUCACACAUGCCACUGCGCUGCUACCACCGCCACGCACGAGGCUCUGGUAUGCCAUAAUCCCUGCCACAGGCAUAUCUGCUGUGCCAAGGCAGACCUUUUCCCUUCUCUGUGCCCGGCAGAGGCAGGCGAUACAGGCAUCUUCCUGUGUGGUUGCGGCAAAGUGGCCGAGCAGGACCCGAUGGCAACACAUCACCAUCUGGAGAUGCACGCCCCGCGCAGACAAUCUUACCCCCAGAACCCGACCAAUCAGAAUGGGAUUCUAAAGGGGGGCUUGCAAGAAGGACUCCUGUACAGCUCGGACAGCACAGGGAAUAUACGCACUGGGCCGUGGAAGAAUGAAACUACUGUGUAGUGUGGGAAACAGGGGAGCAGCACCCCUGCCCCUUCCCACCAAAAAUACCCUUGCCUCCCUUUGUAGAAUAAAAAAAAAAAUGAAUUGAACAACAUUUUAAACAUCACAAUCAGCGUGGGAUAUUUUUAUUUUAAUGUCCUCAUGUUUAUAUGUGUGCUGUUUUACUGUACAGAAAUCUGAUAUCAUGUAAAUGCUCACUGAAGAGCGUCCAUACACAGAACAGAUUCUCCUCCAUCAAGAAGAAUACAUGAAAUGUGUCAUGCCAUCAGAUGUAAUUGAAGGUAUUUCCACUGUUCCAUAUUACUACAGAUCUCUCUCUCUAUAUAUAUAUACAAGAACAUGAAUGGUUGUAUGUAUGAAAAUGUGUGUUAGUGCUUAAAGGCAACACGCUGCAAGAUUUCUUUUUACACUUUGAAUCUGAAUCCAUCCCAUAGUCUACGAUGACAGUCCUCCAGUACUUAUAAGAACUCUUGGCAUCCAUGUUUUAGACGACUAAACCAGCAAUUUUAGACUUCAUGGGUAUUUUUGCCAUUCAGUCAAGCAACUGUGAACAUCUAUAGAUUUUCUAAAUAUUAUACAAAGAUACUGUCGCUUGCCAGAGAUGUGUGGAUGGAAGUUUAAGUUGUGAAAAUUUAAAGCAACCGAAAAAGAGAGGUGAAAUUAAGCAUCCUCUUCCAGGUUGGCAUUGAUCGUGUUGUCUGUAUGAUGUCUUCACUGUUGUGUUUAUUUUUUUCUGGAGAGAAGUAAAUAACGGCAACAUCAACAGCAACACCGUUGGCCAUUGUGAAUAGAGAGGUGAUGUCAUUGAGUCAUUGGAUCCAGUGUCAUUUUUGUUAACACUGUGCCACAUAGAGAAAGGUCCUCACAGACAGUUCAUUGCCAAACUAGUGUGCAGGUUUUUUUAUUCUCUUUAGCUCAGCUCGCACAUGCUUUCAGACAUUAUAAAAUCAGCAUAUGGUUCCUUGUAGAACUCAACACUCAAAUGUUUUAGGAAAAAAAGAGUGUGAAUGUGAUUAUAGAAGAAACAACAAGCUGCUUUGGGAAACCCGCCUGUGAGCAAUGUCCUAUUAUUUUUAUUAAAAACAUUUUAGCCAACCUCACCCCACUAUUAGCAAAAGCCACAGAAUGACACAUGGAAGAAAUUAGAGCAAUUGCAGUCCCUUUAUAUUUCCUUUAUUGCUAAUUGUUUUCAUAAAAGCUCCAAAGCAUGCAUGCCUUGUUGUAUGAAGCGAUGUGCUAUAUUUUAACAGUGUAAAUGAAAGCCCAUACAUGGACGUAUUAUUUGCCUCGACCGCUGCAGCUUGUCAUGUAUAAUUUCUGUUACAUUUUGGAUUAAGACCAGUUCUCAACAGACACUGUAUUAUUUCCCAAUGGUGAUCUCCAUUUAACAAGACUAUGGCUGGGUUGCACCAGCAAGGAUCCAUUUAAUCAAAUAUUAGUUAUAGUCAUAGUUUAGCAAAACUAGGUUUAAAUUGUGUAAAUCUAUUUUUUUAAUUAAGCAGAGUUCUGUUUCACGAUAAAGAGUUAUUCUCUUUCAGGUGCUUUUAGGACCUCGUAAGUAUAAAAGAAGUGCCAUUAACUCUCCGCUGCUUUGUAGUCCUUAACAAAACGUCACAUUGUUUGCUAGCUAGCUAAAAAGUCAGUUAGUUAGCCCAAAAUGACUCAUGAUUCUCCUCCUUUGAAAAAACGUGUUGGCCAAAUGAUCGAAUCACAUCACAUUUUAAAUUGGAGUUUAAUGUUUUGAUGCAACAUAAUUCUAUUUAAUAUCUAAACUAAACUGAGGUUUAAAGAGAGGUUCAAAUGUAAUCUUUCUGAAUUGUAAGCUAGUUUUAAAGUUUAGUACGACAUGAUAUCAAAUUAAACCAUAAUUUAAUCUGGUUUAAAACUGAAUCGUUGUUGGUGCAACCCAGCCUAAAUUUAUCCUAGAGAGACCAAGGUGAAGUAUGGAUGUUUUUUAUUUAUUUUUAUGAAUGAAUGAUGAUAUUGAGUAUGAUACUGCUGAAAAAAAACACUCAUAAAUUUCAUCAGAAAAGCCAAACUUAAAAAAAAUGUACACUCAAGCAGCGCAUAUAAUCUCACAGCAAACCCUGCUCUCGCGAAACCUCGGCAUGCACACCAUCUCUUUAUCCAUCUUGUGCACUAUUGUCUGUGUAUAUUGAAUCAGUUUCUGAUGAAUUAUUUUUUAUGAGAUUUAAGAUAUUUAAGAAUAAAAUAAGUCUAUAUGUAAAGAAAGUUGUAUUGGGAAAAGAAUCUGACCUCUCAAUGUUAAUACUCAGUAUCUGAGUUUAGAAAUGUCCUUUUUGUUUUCUAAUGCCUUUUUUUUCUGUUGCAAUUUUAGUUGAUCUCAUAAAGUAUGCAGACUCGCCAUGUGUUGUGAGUUUAUCCUGUCAUAUCAGAAAUAGAAAAUGCACUACCCAUAAUGACAUUUGGCCUGCCAGAGUAGAAUGUGUCACUUGCAGUAUGUUUAUUAUAGAAAUGUUUGUUCAGAACUAUUUGACUUUAAAAAAGUGACAAGAGAAAUAUUAAUGUGAUACUCCCUUUAUUUGGAUGGCAGGCUUUUGAAUAGUGAAAGGAGGCCCUAGUAAACAUCAAAGAUGAUGCAUGAACCUCAUAGCUUUGCACAGGACCACAAGUUAUUUCCAGGGUCUGGGACAAAAUGGGAUAUUAUGGGCCAAACCUAUUAGUUAUAAAACAGUAUUUGAUCUCACAAUAUGGGCUCCUUUGAGCCACCUUAGAUGAUGGCAGUCAGUGGCCCUGGCUUUAUAGUUAUUGGAAAGGGAUUUGUAACAGUAUCACAACAAAACAUUUGAAAUCAGCCUCUCCAGCUGAACCCACAUUAAGCUGAGAGAACAAUGGGCUAGGUUAAUUGCUGUACAACAUGUGUAUUUGCUGGUGGUGUGUCUUUAGGAGCAACCCGAGCUUCUCACCGUCUGUGAGACGAUGUGUUUAGUGUCAUGGGCCACCGCAGGCCAACUUCUCUGUUGUCGUCAGUAGCAGAUGUACUGCCCUAAACGAGCUUGCUGACUUGGUUUCGGCUCACCGGACGGCUGCUGGAAUAUUCACCUGUGGUACUGUGACAAAAACCUAAAGCCAGUUUUCACUUUUUUCUACAUUGACACAGAUUCCAAUAAAUGUAUUUUUUCACCAUG